CGUGUUCAGCGCGGGGGGAACGAACGCCAGUCAGUGUGUCGCUGGUACAGUCGUCGUCGUCGUCGUCAACAAGCACGUGCCACUCGCUCAUUAAUCCAAAUCGUCGGUCGGCAAGUGGUCGCCGGACGCGAGAGAUCGAGUCUGAUGUCUUACUUCAGUGAAAUGGACAAGUUUCGGUGGUGGAAAAGCGCUGCGAUGAUGUCGAUAUUCAUCUUGGCGGUGUUGCCGUCUCCGUUGGCGACUGGUUCCAACACUUGGCAGAAACCAGGUUGCCACAAAGUAGGUCACACGAGGAAGAUCAGCAUACCCAACUGCGUGGAAUUCCCCAUCACAACCAACGCGUGCAGAGGAUAUUGCGAAUCGUGGGCGGUGCCGUCGCCGGCGGACACAGUGAUGAUCAACCCUCACCAGCGUAUCACGUCCGUUGGCCAGUGCUGCAACAUCAUGGACACUGAGAACGUCGAAGUCAACGUCCGUUGUCUGGAGGGCGUGAGAAAACUGGUGUUCAAAUCGGCAUUGAGCUGUUCGUGUUACCACUGCAAGAAGGAGUGAUCUUUAUUUUCUCGUUGAACA
Molecule: messenger RNA, 573 nt
Organism: Myzus persicae (green peach aphid)
Lineage: Eukaryota; Metazoa; Arthropoda; Insecta; Hemiptera; Aphididae
Gene: Gpa2
Product: thyrostimulin alpha-2 subunit
Exons: 4
Coding region: 145-552 (135 amino acids)
Biological process (GO): cell surface receptor signaling pathway
Molecular function (GO): hormone receptor binding
Source: RefSeq, a predicted model, not a curated record